This is a messenger RNA of Eucalyptus grandis, 1772 nucleotides long. Its product is annotated as high mobility group B protein 10. The transcript is spliced from 6 exons. Gene Ontology annotation, molecular function: DNA binding. The coding region runs from base 387 to 1355 and encodes 322 amino acids. Lineage: Eukaryota; Viridiplantae; Streptophyta; Magnoliopsida; Myrtales; Myrtaceae. The record is from RefSeq and is a predicted model, not a curated record.
AUCACCACCUAUCCUCACAGCCUCAAUCCAGGCAAAAAAAAAUCAUCAUUCCCAUCAUACCUUUGUCACCUUCUUUUUCGUUCCACCCCCAUUACCCUAAAUCACCCCCAAAUUUCUCUGCCUCUGCAGCACAGUUCAAGUUCAACCCCCCCUCUUUUAUUCCUGAUAUCAGAUCUUAUCUCACCGGUUCUAGCAGUAAAGUUUGGAUUUUUAUCUUACUUUGUUGGCAAAAGGAGGAAUCUUUAAUUAGGUAAGGCCCUGCUGUGACUUGUAAUUCUUCAAUUUUUUUUUUCUUUUUUCACAGAGGAAGGGGGCCAAGAAAGAAAGAAAGAAAAAAAAGAACCCAUCGAUCUUUCGUCUGUUUAACCCCGCCCUACCAAAGAACUAUGUCCAUGGCCAUGGUCAUAUCCCCGCAAAAUCAACCUCUCUCCGAGAGCGCAAAUGGGCACCCCUCGGUCGCGUCAAGCUCCAAGCUUUACCCUCCUGCGACGGCCCAGUACGAGGAGCUCGUGCAAAGCUCGGAGCUUUUCUGGGAAAAGCUCAAGGCUUUCCACCAGUCUUUUGGCACCAAAUUCAUGGUUCCUACGGUUGGAGGCAAGGCUCUUGAUCUGCAUCUCCUUUUUGUGGAGGUGACGUCACGCGGUGGUCUUGAAAAGGUGAUCAAAGAUCGUAAAUGGAAGGAAGUGAUUGUGGUGUUCAACUUCCCAACAACUAUAACCAGUGCAUCAUUUGUUUUACGAAAGUACUAUAUGUCCUUGCUUUAUCACUUUGAGCAGCUCUAUUACUUCCACAGACAAGCCCCUUCACUUUUGGCUGCAGAUCUUGAAAGUGGGAAUGAGGUUGAGGGGUCACUGGUCCAGAACAAUGGAGCGUCCACAAGUUUCUUGUCUAGUCAGGGAAAUCCGAAAAUGCAUCCUGGCAGUUCAAUAACUGGGUUCAUCGAUGGGAAAUUCGAUAAUGGGUACCUUGUUACGGUGAAUUUGGGUAAUCAUGAACUGAAAGGGGUCCUGUAUCAUAUCCCCCAGGUCAUGCACAUGUCUCAGAGUGCUGUUCCUUCUGAAAUUGCUACUCACCGGAAACGAAGAAGAUCACGGAUGAAAUUACGUGACCCUUUUCGCCCCAAGUCUAACAGGAGCGGUUACAAUUUCUUCUUUGCUGAGCAUUAUGCGAGGCUAAAGCCUCAGUACUAUGGCCGUGAGAGAGCCAUCAGCAAGAAGAUUGGGUAUCUGUGGAAUAACCUUACAGAGGCUGAAAAGCAGGUGUAUCAGGAGAAAGGCGUGAGGGACAAGGAGAGGUACAAGUCCGAGAUGCAGGAAUACCGGUCGUCUCAGGGUUUGAACAUCGGCAAGGUUUAGACUCCUAGGUUAGUCUAUAGCUAGGCAUAGGCAAUCCAUGUUCUAGGGAAGACCAAUUCUUGCGCUCGGUUCCUUCUUUUGGGCUCCUCGGACAUUCAUCCUUUUGGUAGCAUAUGUGGAGUAACCCCCGGCGCGCCUUUGCACAUCCAUCAUUAACGAUGCUCUUGUUUUGUCGGUGUAGACGUCGUGCAUAGGGUGUCGCCCUCGGUUUUCUGCUUUAUCGUCGGUUGAUAAGAACUGCUGGCUGAAUCUCUUUACUUUGAGCUAAGCUUGUAAUAUAGUUUGGUGAAGUUUUAGUUUUACUUAGAGCUCUGGAGCGUAUGGUGACUGUCAUUUCUUUGUCGGAACAUGAAGCUUUGUUUUUGCAGACUCUUUUUCUAUAUCCAAUUGAGACUAGAAGUUAGACGAGAUUGCAGA